Humulus lupulus (European hop) is the source of this 3643-nucleotide messenger RNA. RefSeq lists its product as uncharacterized. The transcript has 13 exons. Bases 125 to 3502 code for a protein of 1125 amino acids. The record is from RefSeq and is a predicted model, not a curated record. NCBI's taxonomy places the organism in Eukaryota, Viridiplantae, Streptophyta, Magnoliopsida, Rosales, Cannabaceae.
ACUUGGUGGACUCACACUUUUUUCUGCUUUGGUUCUUAAGCAAAACCCAACAAAGCCUCUCUCUUGUUUUCUUCUUUCCUAGAUUUUGUUUUUAAAUGUCAAGUUCUUCUAGCUACACUCUAAAAUGGGUAUACUCAAGAUUCAAGUUUUACUGCAGCAUACCUAUGGUGCUCUUAUACUAAUACAUGUACUACUUAACUCAGUGGACUCGAAGGUUCUCAUUCGUUUUGCUCAAGCUCCUCCUUCAAGGUCAAGACACUCCUAUGCAGUUUUUCGAUACUCUUUUGAGUAUUUGGAUGGUUCAAAUGCAUGCCGCAACAAUAGCUGUUCUGUGUACUGCCAGCUUGAUGGCCAAGUUUUGAGUCCAUGUCCAGCUAAGCUGUUGGUACUUAAGAACUUAGCUGUGAACCAUCACCAUAAAUUUCGUCUUAAUGUUACAACCUGGAAUGGCAAGAGAAACUCAUUAGCUUAUUCUUGGUUCAUUGAUACGAUACCGCCAACUGCAGCAAUUUCCAGUAAGCAGGACUACACUAAUGCUAGAAGAGUAACCAUUGAUGUCAAAUUCAGUGAAGCUUGCAUGGGAAGGGGUGGCUUCAAGUGUUUGACCUCAUCAAACUGUGAUGUCAUACUGAAAGGACCAGCCUAUGUAAACCCAAAAUCUUUGCGUAUUAUCGAGCCAGACAUUCAUUACAAGCUUGACAUAAUUUUUUCCAUGGCAAGCACACUUGGACGAGUAGUAGUUAGAAUGGCAGAGAAUAUUUGUACAGAUCAGGCAGGGAAUAUCUUUACAAGAACAAAUGGCUCCUCAUUAACCAUUCACUUUGAUAGAGGGCCGGUUCUGGUGGAUUUCUGGACUGCAGUUCCGUCUUAUGAGCUAGUGCUUAAUGGGGUCCCAAGAACUGUCCUUGCAACUAACAAAAAAGAGGAUUUGAAGAUCUUUUUGGACUUCAGAAUUCCCAUAGAAAAUACUACAGAACAGAUUCUUAAUGUAUUACAAGUGAGCAUGGGUAACUUAGUACCUAUUUAUAGCACUAAUCAAGGGAACCGCCGAUUUGCUUUUCAUCUGAAUGUUACAGUAAGAACUGUCAUCGUCAAAGUUGAAUUGCAAUCCCAUUUGCUAAUUAGUAGAACAGGAACUCCUGUCUCACCUGCUGACUUAAUUACAUUUGUUUAUGAUUCAAUGGAGCCUGGUGUAAGGUUAAGUACCAGUGCUCCAAAUGUUACAAAGGAGUCCAACAUUAAUAUAAUAGUUGAGUUUACAAAGCCUGUUUUUGGGUUUAAAGCUUCUAUGGUAGAAGUGACUGGCUGUAAGAUAACGAGGUUGAAGGAACUUUCGAAAGCUCUGUACUCAAUGGAUGUCCUCCUGGCAACUCAUAAUGUUGUGUCAGUUAUUAUUCCUGCAGGGAAAGUAAAUGACAUUUCAGGAAAUCUAAAUUUGGAGUCUAACAAACUUGAAGUGAAGCACUAUUCAGUCCCUUCACUAUCAGUAGCCUUACACUCUUUUGUGACUGCUGGAAUAUUGGCAACAUCAUUUGCAACUGCUGUUCUUUCACUUUCUCUUGCAAAUCUUGGAGCAUUAGAUACUCUUGCUUCUGGGAGUACCAAUAUUAUUGCUUAUGACACCACAAGGAAUCUUCAUGGUAUGGUCGGACAUCUACAAGUGUUUGUCCUUUCAGAUUGGCUCUCAGUUAACCAACCAGUUGAAUUUUCUGAGACUGCUAAAGGUCUAAGGUGGCUUAUACCUCAUCAAAAACUUCCAUGGAAAAAGGAUAGUGCUUCAGUCUGGCCCAGUCAUAUCUACUUAUCAGAAGGGGAGCUUGGGAUGAAACUUAGCACCAUUUCUCUAGGAUGGCCUUCAAAUAAGAAAGCUAAUAACUAUGCAAUAGACGCUUGCUUGAGCAAUAUAUCAUUUGCAGGACUAAAUGACAUUAAACCAAAUCCUGGUUGGCUUCGUGGGCAUUACAACAUUCGCAUGCAAAAGGAACCUUAUGGACUAGCUCUUGAUUCCAAAGAAUAUUUCAUUUAUUUUUUGAGAGGAGAGCCGCUGUCAGCUAGAGAUGUUGUCAAGAGAAUGGAGAAUUACAAAGGGUGGCAGGACUUGGAGAUGAACUUGUUCUGGCUUGGGGUGGGAGGAGGAAGUCUAGUUAUAGCACAUAUUCUCUUAUUACUUUUCCUUAAAUGGAGAACUGGCACACCAGUUCAUGGUAUACUGUCAGUACCUCGAUUCGAGCUUUUUCUUUUGAUUCUUAUGCUACCUUGCAUCUCCCAGUCAUCAGCUUUUGUAAUAAGAGGUGGUACAACAGGUGGAAUAAUCACUGGAGCUCUGUUGUUAGCAAUCCCAGCAGCCUUUAUUUUAUCAAUUAUCCUUUUUCUCAUAAUUGCAGUAUUCUCAGGAACUUUGGUUCAGUACAAGGAAAUCAAGCAUGUUGUUGAUACAGAACCAUGUUUUGCAAAGCUAUGGUUCUUUUUCACAACUAGGACUGUAAAAGGAAAGUGGUUUUAUAGAGGAGGCAUUCCUUCAUCUUUCCUUUCACGUUUUGGGAUUCUCUUUGAGAGUCUGAAAGGUCCUACAAUGUUUGUCUUUGUCGAUCAAAAUGAUUCAAACACGACACGAAAAUGGGGCGAAAGUGGCCGUAAUGGGAUUGGGAGAAUAUGUACUGUGAGCUCAGAUGACAGCAAUGAAGAAACUGAUAUUCCCUUACCAAGAAGACUUUUAGGCUGCACUAGAUCGUCGUACAUAGUCAUUGAUCUUAUAAGAAGGGUCAGUUUAGGAAUUAUAUCUGGAGCAUACUCCUCAAAGAAGCCAAGCCAAAGUAUCUUAGCAUUAACAAUCACACUAGCACAGUUUAUGUUUCUGUUUAUAAUGAAACCAUUCAUUAGUAAGGGAGUCCACCUGGUUGAAAGUGUUUCUCUUCUGUGUGAGAUGGGUAUUUUUGGUAUAUCUAUCAGUUUGACUAACACAAAUCCAAUGGAAACACAGAAGUUGGGAUUUGUUAUGCUGGCUCUCCUCUUCAUCACCUUUGUUUCUCACAUUAUAAACGAGUGGUAUGCGCUUAUAAGUUCUUUGUUAAGACUAUCACAUCCUCAGAAAAAUUCUCUCAAGCAUGGAUUGAAGUUUGCUGCCAAAGGUCUUGUUCUUCCCUUCCUCUCAAGAAAGCACUGGUCUGGAGUCACACCAAGUUCAUCUCAACCCAAAACAGGCCAAGUUUCCGGCCUUCCUCUAAGUCCAGACACCGAAUUGAGAAUAAGAGACAGGAGAGCACCAUUUUCUGACCCAAUUGGUGCCAUGACAGCAACGGUAGUACCCAUGCUUAGUCCUGGCUCACCAUGCCCGACUGCAGAGAGAAAUAUUGGCUUGCAGAGAACAGGAGAGGGAAAACAGCCAAAGGGAUACGAGCAAGAGUCAAAGAAUGAGAUGAAGAAGUUAAGGGCCUUGGCAAGGGCUAGUUUUGCAGGAGACUCAAGUGGUAAGGAAGCUAGCACUAGCUAUACAUAUAGGUAGUGAAUAGCGAUCUUAAUUUGUCUAAAAAAAUGAGUUCUAUUGUAUAGAAUUCUUAAGAUUCAGUGAUUCACAAAGUUUCUGCAGAGUCCACAAUGUUGUCUCUUCUGAAACCUUUUAGCUCAAUAUACAAUCCAUCUGAUA